This is a messenger RNA of Cavia porcellus (domestic guinea pig), 2026 nucleotides long. RefSeq names its product malonyl-CoA-acyl carrier protein transacylase (gene Mcat). Gene Ontology annotation, molecular function: transferase activity. The transcript has 4 exons. The record is from RefSeq and is a predicted model, not a curated record. The coding region runs from base 97 to 1260 and encodes 387 amino acids. NCBI's taxonomy places the organism in Eukaryota, Metazoa, Chordata, Mammalia, Rodentia, Caviidae.
UAGGAAAUACGUCAGGGGCUACGCUGCGUUGCGCCGCCGCGCCAUCCCAGUCUGAAAUCGGUCACCACGGUGACGCGCGCAGGAAGGUGUGUCACCAUGAGCGCCCGGGUCACGCGUGUCGCGUGGGCCCGGAGCUGGGGUCCCCGCUGCUGUCGCGGCGCCUCGAGCUUCUCCGUGCCCCCGCCGGGCACCGUGGAUGUGGCGGAGCUGCUGCGGGACGCGACCGCGGCGGAGGAGAGACCCUCGGCGGCGCCUGCGCGGCGGACGCCCGGCCAGUGCUCGGUGCUGCUGUUCCCCGGCCAGGGCAGCCAGGUGGUGGGCAUGGGCCGCGGGCUGCUGCGCUUUCCGCGCGUGCGCGAGCUCUACGCCGCUGCGCACCGCGUGCUGGGCUACGACCUGCUGGAGCUGAGCCUGCAGGGGCCGCAGGAGGACCUGGACCGCACCGUCCACUGCCAGCCCGCCGUCUUCGUGGCUUCGCUGGCCGCUGUGGAGAAACUCCAUCACCUGCAGCCGGCGGCCAUUGAGAACUGUGUCGCUGCUGCUGGAUUCAGCGUGGGAGAAUUCGCAGCCCUCGUCUUUGCUGGAGCCAUGGAGUUUUCUGAAGGGCUAUACGCCGUGAAGGUCCGCGCUGAGGCCAUGCAGGAGGCGUCGGAAGCCGUCCCGAGCGGAAUGCUGUCUGUGCUCGGCCAGCCUCAGUCCAAGUUCACUGCUGCCUGUGUGGAUGCCCAGGAGCACUGCAGGUCCUUGGGCAUUGAGGAUCCGGUGUGCGAGGUGUCCAACUACCUCUUUCCACACUGCAGAGUCAUCUCUGGACACUUGGAGGCCCUGCGGUUCCUCCGGCAGAACUCCUCCAGGUACCACUUCCGGCGCACCAAAAUGCUGCCAGUGAGUGGCGGCUUCCACACCCGCCUCAUGCAGCCGGCCGUGGAGCCCCUGGCGCAGGCUCUGAAGACCAUCGACAUCAAGCAGCCGCUGGUCUCCGUGCACGCCAACGUGAGUGGGCACAGGUACGCAAACCCGCAGCACAUCCGGAAGCUGCUGGGGCAGCAGCUGGUGUCCCCGGUGCGGUGGGAGCAGACCAUGCACACCAUCUACACGCGCAGGCGCGGCGCCGCCUUCCCCAGGACGUGGGAGGUCGGUCCUGGGCAGCAGCUGGGCAGCAUCCUCCGGAGCUGUAACCUGCAGGCCUGGAAAGCCUAUGACCAUGUGGACGUGCUGCAGGCCAGCGAAGACCCAAGCCCUGAGGAGUCUCUGCGGUGACCCCGUGGGCCGGGGUGGGGACCUGGGCUGUGGCUCCUGCGAGGACAGAGGGAGGACUGCUUGCCCGGAACUCUGGAAACUGAGGGUCUCUGUGGUGACCCAGCCUGUCCCCUCCCCUGGGACAUGGUCAGAUGUGAGGGGACAAGGCCAGCUUGCUGGUCCUGGAGAGCUAGAUGCACUUCGGAUGGUGGACCCAGCCCCAGCCUAGCCAGGAACCCAGCUCAGAGCCCUGUCGAUCCCCAAGAGGCAUAAGAACCCUGUUGGGCCCUCAGCGAAGCAGGAAGAUGAGUCUGGUGUCCCUAGUGCAUCAGGAAGCAUGUCACAGCUGGGUGCCUGUUGGGUGCACAGUCCUGGCACGGAGGCCCUGGAGUUCAGUGCAGUGUGCAGUGUGGCCAAGUUCUAGGGCAGCCCGGCCCGCCACCAGCACCAGUGCUGGACAUGUGCCUCUCGGGGCUGCCUGACCUCUGCAUCCGCCUCAGUGUGCUGGGAGUGUGGGAAGGGGCUCUGGCAGCUGGCAGCAUUCCUGGGGCCCGGGGGCGGUCACAUCCUAGGGCACCGCUCACAGGGCCCCGCCAGCCGCUAGGUCGGGGUGUUCCCCUCCACAGUAGCUGUCCCCACUGCUGGCUGCCUCACGCCUGCAGCAUCCCCAGGCUCUGCGGCCCUGGCUGAGCACCAGUGCGGGUUCUAACGAUGGACUUUAGCCCGGCCCCGUGAGGACUGGCUGGAGCACAGGAAUUCCUUGGAAAGAACUUGUUCUGUUUCUUGA